GAUCAAGACUUUCCAAUCGCCACCCCAGACGUUUCUCGUUUCCCCCCUCCCCCUCCGUUUCCCCUGAGCCCUCUAUUCCCCCUCAAAUCUCGCGCCCCCCACGACCCCCAUCCCCUUCUCUCUGUUCCUCUCUCACAAUAUCGAGCUAUUUAUUUCUAGGGUUUCGAGAGCCGGCGGAGAAGCCGAGAGGCCCGCUGCUCGUAGGGUUUUACGCGGUGGUGGAGCUCUGCGCCUGGAUUCUUGGUUGUGAUAAUCUAUUUGACUGGUAGUUGCGACGGGGGAGAUUCUUUAACGUUAGCUGGGGCGGUGGAGUUUGAUGCUUUGAUGCGACUGCGGCGGAUGACAUGGCGAGCAACGGUUUGGCUGUCGGUUUAGAUGAUUGCGAGGUGGUUAAAGGUGAGGGCUUGGCGAAGAAGGGUCCGGUAGUUAAUUUGGAAACAGCAAGGGAGGUAGGGGUGAAGGAGGGAACGGGUGGUUCUUCUCGUUUAGAUGAGGUUGGAUAUUAUUCGGCCAAUUUGUUGCAUUCAAGUGUUUCUGGAUCGAGGGUGUCGGCCUCCUGCAAUUAUUUGGAUUUGGAUGUUUCUGGAUUGAAGGAGCCGAGCUCCGAGUCAGUGCCUGAUUCAGGCUUGGAGCAUUGUAGUUCUGCACCAGUGCGAUCUAAUAGUAGUAGUAUUCUAGUUAAAGGUCCAGAGCUUUCUUUUCCUAGAUCAAAGAUGGGAAAAAAGGAAACCCAAAGUAUGACUUGAAAUUGGACAGAUUAUCAGAAAAUGAAAAGAAAAAGAUCAUUGAGAACCUCGUGAAGAUCCAGAAUGAUGGUACAGUGGAGGUGGAUGUCGCUCGUAGUGCGCCUGUAGCAUCAGAGCUACUGGAGCUUGAUGCUGUAGAUGCUACACCAACAGAUGUUGAGAAUACGGUCUUUGAAUUCAGCAAGCCGGUCCCAAAAUUGAAGAUCGCAAUGCUUGUCGUUGGAACAAGAGGAGAUGUUCAGCCUUUUAUAGCUUUUGCAAAGAGACUUCAGGAGUUUGGUCAUCGUGUUCGAUUGGCAACUCAUGUUAAUUUCCGUAAUUUUGUGAAGUCGGCUGGUGUUGACUUUUACCCUUUGGGUGGUGAUCCUCGAAUCAUGGCUGGAUAUAUGGCAAGAAACAAGGGUUUCCUACUAGCUGGACCAGCAGAAAUAUCUAUACAGCGGAAACAGCUGAAGGAAAUUAUAAAUUCUCUCCUUCCAGCAUGUACAGAACCUGAUUUGGAUUCUGGGGCACCUUUUAAAGCUCAAGCAAUUAUUGCAAAUCCUCCUGCUUAUGGACAUGCACAUGUUGCUGAAGCUCUUGGUGUUCCUCUCCACAUCUUCUUUACAAUGCCUUGGACGCCAACAAAUGAAUUUCCACAUCCAUUGGCACGUGUGCCUCAAAGUGCAGCAUAUAAGCUAUCAUAUAUUAUUGUGGAUUUGAUAGUAUGGUGGGGCAUUAGGGGAUUCAUCAAUGACUUUAGAAAAAGGAAGUUGAAGUUGCCUCCUAUCGCUUACUUCAGUACAUAUCAUGGAUCCAUAUCACAUUUGCCAACAGGAUACAUGUGGAGCCCCUCCAUUGUGCCAAAACCAAGUGAUUGGGGUAUCUCAGUGGAUGUUGUUGGUUUUUGUUUCUUGAACCUUGGUACAAAGUAUCAACCACCAAAGGAGUUCACACAAUGGAUUGAACGGGGACCAAAGCCUAUAUAUAUAGGGUUUGGUAGCAUGCCUCUUGAAGACUCCAAGAAGAUAACAUCUAUUAUUCUGGAGGCGCUGAAAGAAACAGGACAAAGGGGCAUUAUUGACCGCGGAUGGGGAGAUCUUGGUAGCGUUUUUGAAGUUCCUGUGGAUGUGUAUCUUGUUGAGGAUUGCCCUCAUGACUGGUUGUUCCCUCGGUGUGCUGCAGUGGUUCAUCAUGGUGGAGCUGGUACGACAGCUACAGGUUUAAGGGCUGGGUGUCCAACCACCAUUGUGCCUUUCUUCGGGGACCAGUUUUUCUGGGGUGAUAGGAUUUAUACAAAAGAAGUGGGACCUGCACCAAUUCCCAUAGCUGAGCUUAAUGUUGAAUGCCUUUCAAAUGCCAUAAGAUUUAUGUUGGAGCCAGAGGUUAAAUUGCGGGCUUUGGAAUUAGCGAAACAAAUAGAGAAUGAAGAUGGUGUGGUGGCUGCAGUGAAUGCAUUCCACCGCCAUUUGCCUCCAGAGAUACCAGUCCCUCCCGCAACCACAGAUGAACCUCCAAACCUGCUCGAAUGGCUGCUGCAGUUAAUUGAGAAGUGGUGUUGUCUUCCAUGCACCUCAUAGCCCCAGCAUCUCUAGAUCACCGGUGUGAAUAGAAUUUGUUUGUUAUUCUUGGCCAUCUGUAGUCAUUAUUUAUUAUAAUCUCAUUGGUUUUUUUUACUUGUGAAUAUGAGGAAUAAAAAGGUGAUCAUAUUGUUUUGAUAGUCUUCUACAAUUGGGUGAGUGGGGCAGAUUUUUUGUAGGAUCCAGCAGAAUAGCAUUUUUUCGCGUACGAUAUCCGCAAGGAAAGUAUGUUAGCAUUACUUUGGAGUGCUCUUUCU
Molecule: messenger RNA, 2562 nt
Organism: Elaeis guineensis (African oil palm)
Lineage: Eukaryota; Viridiplantae; Streptophyta; Magnoliopsida; Arecales; Arecaceae
Product: sterol 3-beta-glucosyltransferase UGT80B1
Biological process (GO): carbohydrate metabolic process
Molecular function (GO): UDP-glycosyltransferase activity; hexosyltransferase activity
Source: RefSeq, a predicted model, not a curated record